AUGUCACGCAAUUUCUCUCGUUCGGGGCUAGGCCCACGUGGUGAUUUAAGAAAUUCGCGUUACCUUUUUGACGAACAAGUACCUUACGAGGACGAUCGACGACGUGAUCAAUUGUUUAGAGAUCGUGAGUUUAGAGAGCGGGCAUGGCGUGAUCGCCAGGUCCGCCAUGACCCUAGUGUCUUUCGAAGUAGAUCCCCUAGACGUAGACCAGAUUAUAGCGUUGCUUACGAUCCACCCCCUUUUUUCGAUGUGAAUGAGGCCUACGGUCACCAGUACGACACGCAGUUUGAUCCUUACGAGUAUGACCGAUUGUAUUACGACGAUCGACACGACGAUCGCUACGACGAACACUACGGCGACCGCUACGACGACCGCUACGACGUCCCGGAUGACAUGGCCGAGACAGAUGCGGAUUACGACGGAGAUAGGCCAGGGCCAGCUGCAGGACGGUACGAGGAGGAUGAGACGGUCGAGCAAGGGCGUUCGUGGCGUCCUAGUGGCUCGGAAGGCAGACCAACAGGUGAGACAGACGGGAUCGUUGCUGAGGAACCGCCGACUGUGUUGCAGCCUACCUUACCACCGUUGGCCGAAAACGCUCAGGAUGCAACGUUAUUUCCAGCUCCUGUCGUGUCCAAGGAGAUGUUUCAAGAGAUCGCUUUGCUAUUAUCAGCUGGUGUCUCGACGGACCAAUCGAAACUAGUAUCGAAAGAAUUUCCGUUAGCUUUCGAAGAGGAGAAUUUAACGCUUAAGCCACCGAAGUUAGACGGGUGGAUGAGCCGUCGCGCGCGCGAGAAAAAUACGCUCAAGAUAGUAAACUCGUCGGAAGAAGCUCUGAUUAAAACUCAGCUUAAAAUCAUGGACAUCGGGCCACCGCUCAUCGAUCUGUAUGCGAGGGUGGUAGCCGUAGCGGACGAUACACCAGCAGGUGUUCGUUCCCGUCGUUCCUUACAAGCGGCUUUGCAGCAGUGGGGAAGAGCCUACGCUCACAUUUCCAGAAAGCGCAGAGAGGCAAUCGUCAACGCUACGGACCCCAGAGUAGAUUACCUGCUGAAAGACGAGACAGUCUUUACCAGGGGAAAGGAGGCCCGCGAGCACUUUUUCACUGGUGAGUUCUUGGAGCUCAUGCUUAAGGAGGCCAGCCAAGAUGAGACUCUAGCACGACGCGAUCAAGCGGCAGCUGCCGCUUCCCGCGGAAGAAGGAACCCGAUUCGUAUGGCCGGAUACGGAAAUUCAAGUGGCAGUUCCGCCCCUCGUGUUUAUGGGGACGAUUUUGAACCGACGGCCCGCGGCAGAGGUAGAGGCAGAGGUGGCCACGGACGUGGCGUCUCCAGAGGAAGGUAUGAAACGUCAAUUUCUCUUGUUUCUGUAUCCCCUGCUGCCCCAAUUUUUUGUAACGGAGAGAUAGGUACUAGACUCAGUCUUUUCUCUGAACGGUGGGGAUCGGUCACCAGAGACCCUUGGGUGCUAGAUACAGUAACCAAUGGCCUUAGAAUUAGUUUCAUUUCUCAACCAAUUCAGCGUAUGUUCCCGCGUGAGGUUGUCAUGUCGGAAGAAAUGCAAGCUGUUUGUGAUGCCGAGGUGGCAAGCCUUUUAGCCAAGAAGGCAAUUACGGCAGUUGAGGACGAUUCGGUAGGAUUCGUUUGUUCUUUUUUCUGUAUCCUAAAGAAGACGGGGGGAUUUCGGCCCAUCGUCAAUCUAAAGCCCGUCAACCAUUUUAUUAGGUACGAACACUUUAAGAUGGAGAGCUUAGAGACCGUCCGGUUUCUCGUCAGGGAAGGGGAUUGGUUUGUUAAGCUUGAUCUCAAGGACGCUUAUCUGACCGUUCCCGUGCAUAAUUCUCACUAAAAGUACCUGCGUUUUGCUUGGCGGGGGCGUAUUUAUCAAUUCGGUUGUAUGGCCUUUGGACUUUCCCCGGCCCCCAGAAUUUUUACUAAACUUUUGAAGGUCGUAACGGCUAUCCUGAGGCAGCAAGGCCUCCGAUUAGUUAUCUUCCUAGACGACAUUCUCAUUUUGAACAGUACAGAAGGGGGGGUUAGAAACGAUCUUAAGACGACAUUGGAUCUAUUGCAGAGUUUAGGUUUUCUGGUGAAUUGGGAAAAAUCCGUCGUUGCCCCCUCCCAAAUAAUGGAGUAUUUAGGAAUGAUAGUCGACUCUAUCAAAAUGUCAUUCUCGCUACCCGCAAUUAAAGUUCAGGAAGUAAAGAGACUAUGCGAGCAAGCACUGGAGGCUAAAUGUGUAUCACUGCGGUCUAUUGCGUCUAUCUUGGGAAAUUUUACGUGGGCCAUCCCGACUAUUCCCUAUGCUCAAUUCCACUAUAGAAGCAUGCAGCGCUUUUAUUUAAACGAGUCAAGAAGAGCAAGUGGUAACCUCAAUACGAAACGAGCCCUCUCGCCUGAGGCGGAAGCAGACUUAAGGUGGUGGUUAUCAAAUUUGGAGGUAGCUAAUGGGAAGGUGUUUUUCCCGAAAAGUCCCGAUAUCGAAAUCUGUUCAGAUGCGUCGCUUUCCGGAUGGGGGGCGGUGUGUAAUGGCGUAGCAACUCGGGGCCCAUGGACGGUUGAGCAGUUAGGGCUGCAUAUUAAUUGCUUAGAGCUUUUGGGCGCUCUCUUUGCACUAAAAUCGUUCGUAGGGGCCUCACAUCGAUUAUCAGUAAAAAUGUAUCUGGAUAAUUCAACGGCGGUGUGCUACAUUAAUAAAGGGGGUGGGACCAGAUCUGCUGAGCUUACUUCUAUAGCUAAGCUAAUCACAGAUUUCUGUGAACAGCGGCAAUUGUCCAUAGAGGCAGUUCAUCUGGCAGGCGCAUUAAAUAUAGAGGCGGAUGCAGAGUCUCGUUCUGGCCCCGACGCCAGUGAUUGGGUUUUGAACAGAGACGUUUUCCGUAAUCUGAGAGAAAUUUGGCCGAUGGACGUCGACUUUUUCGGAUCGUUCUGGAACGCCCAAUUACCACGAUAUGUCUCUUGGCGACCGCAACCAGAGGCCAUGGCCGUUAACGCCUUUUCAGUAAAUUGGGGUGAUUUCGUGGGGUACGUGUUUCCACCUUUCUCAAUGAUCCCGAAGUGUCUAGAGAAAAUAAGAAGGGAAAAGGCUAACGUGAUAAUGAUUUGUCCAGUUUGGCCGGCUCAGCCCUGGUAUCCGGUUAUGUUGGAAAUGGUAUGCGAGACUCCGCGGCUCCUACAUCCGUCCAUCGACCUACUGAUGUCGCCUCAAGGCGAACCGCACCCCUUACUGGAAUCCGGCACACUUCAAUUGGCCGCUUGGAAAUUGUCCGGCAAAAUUUCAGAAGGAGAGGCUUUUCGAGGCCUCUGGUCGAACUUCUCGUGGCCGGGAGCCGGGCAUCAACACUUUCAACUUACGAAUCAGCAUGGAGAACUUCGGCAACUUGGUGUUAUCAACGGGGUGAAGAUCCCUUGUCUACCACUCUAG
Messenger RNA from Daphnia magna, 3420 nucleotides. RefSeq lists its product as uncharacterized. The record is from RefSeq and is a predicted model, not a curated record. The transcript has a single exon. Lineage: Eukaryota; Metazoa; Arthropoda; Branchiopoda; Diplostraca; Daphniidae.